This is a messenger RNA of Myripristis murdjan (pinecone soldierfish), 2188 nucleotides long. It is a transcript of the gene fas, whose product is annotated as Fas cell surface death receptor. Gene Ontology annotation, biological process: activation-induced cell death of T cells; motor neuron apoptotic process; regulation of stress-activated MAPK cascade. The transcript is spliced from 10 exons. The record is from RefSeq and is a predicted model, not a curated record. Gene Ontology annotation, cellular component: external side of plasma membrane; CD95 death-inducing signaling complex; membrane raft. Gene Ontology annotation, molecular function: protein binding; tumor necrosis factor receptor activity. NCBI's taxonomy places the organism in Eukaryota, Metazoa, Chordata, Actinopteri, Holocentriformes, Holocentridae. Bases 55 to 1071 code for a protein of 338 amino acids.
UGCAGAUAGUGGUGGCCGCUGACAGUUGACAGUGCUUGUCUAUGUUCGACAUUUAUGAUGGCUUCUAACUCAUUUUCAGCAUUUUUCAGCGUCUUGUUUUUCUUCACCAUUUGCCUUCCAUGGGUCACCUCUUCCGCUCCGCCCCAAACCAAAGCCAAAGACACGCCGGUACCUCUGUAUCAAGCCCUGCUGACCCGCGUUAGAAGACAAGGCUGUCAGGAUGGGGAAUACCAGCACGAGGGGAAGACCUGCUGCUUCUGUCCUGCUGGACAGCACCUGGUGAACCACUGCACUGAGAAUCAUGGUCAGAACUGCAAGAUCUGCGAGGAUGGGAAAUACAUGAGUCAUCCCAAUAUACAGACUAACUGUGACACCUGCACUUCCUGCUCACACCGCAGUGCCAACCUAGAGGAGAAGGAGCCCUGCACCGUGUACAGGAACCGCGUGUGUCAGUGUAAAGACGGUUUUUACUGCACCACGCCAGGCUGUGUGACCUGCCGUCUUUGUGAAGAGUGCGGUGAUCGAGGUGUCAAGGUAAAAUGUAAAGGCACCGUCAACACAAUCUGCAAUGACCAAAAGCAAGGCACAAAUCCUGCGGCGAUAAUAGUCCCUGUACUGUUUGCAGUUGUUGUAGCUGCUCUUCUAGUUGUUCUUUACCUCCGCUGGAAGAAGAAACUCUGUUGGCAGGAAGACGACGCAUCAUAUGACGUGACCAAUAAACCAGCUGAAGUAACAUUUCUGUACAAGGAGGUACAGGUCUUGGAGCUACUUCCAGGCGUGGAUCUCUUUCCUUUCCUACCUGAAAUUGCAAAUCUUAUGGAAUGGACUGUUAUGAGGGAUGUGGCAGUACGUAGUGGCAUGCCACUCACUGCUAUUGACGUUCAUGAGGAGAACCACCCACGUGAUCGCAGGGAGCAGAUUUUUCAUCUACUGCGCGAAUGGGUGGAGAGGGAGGGCAAGGAGGCCUCAAAGCAGCUGGUAAAGACGCUCCAAGAUAUGGGAAAAAGGAACACAGCUGAGGCGGUGGUGGCCAUAAUUAAUAGUAAUGGGAAUGCCGGUGGGAAUGUUUGACCAUGCUUGUGUGAUUUUGUCUACUGUAAAUAGUAUUGUAUAUAUCUACAUUUUUUUCUAUUUCAGUACCUAUCCUACCUACAUUGUUACCUAUGAAUUAUUAUAUUAAACAACAAGUUCAACAAGUUUACAUAUUGUAAUUAAUUUAGAUUAUGUAUAAUAAUGUUGUAUAAUAAUAUGUAAUACAUAGGUAAUCAUUUAGGAUUUCAGGGAGGUUUUUUUUGUGAGUUUUGCUGCUUACACUUGCACUUGGUAAACCUUAGGAAUAUGCUUUAAGGUUGGAUUGGGGAUUAUUGUAUUUAAUCAUGGUGAUACAGGGGGACGGCAUGCAGAUGUGAAGUAAUUUGUAUAUAAUUUGUAUUUUUAUUUUAGCAGAUAGCACGAAAUUCUACAAUGUCGUUUUGUUGUUGUGUCUUGCUGUUUCACAGGCCGUUAAAGCUGCAAUAAAUGAAAGACACUACAAAGUGACUUUCCAGAAUCAUCAAUCUCACCAGAGCUGAUGGGUCCAUUGUUAUUCCCUCAAACUUAAAAGGGCACUUUAAAGUGAGCCAUCACCCUGUGGCAGUCAGCAGUCACUAUAAUGUCCUUGAACAGUGUAAUAAUCCUAACAACACAAGGAAAAGCUCACAUUUGUAUAUAAAUGUGAGUUUUGGUCCUUGGUCUUGAAUGCUUUGUCCUGUUGUUACAAGCACCUCUGGGCAUCACAUUUCUUUAUGUUCAGUUUUGUUUUUGUUUUUGUCUUCUUUUUUUUUUUUUUUAAGACAGUCACUGUUACUUGAAAAAAGAUGAACGGGAAACUGUGAGAAUCUGGAGUCUCUCACUGAGUGGCCUGCAAUGUAUUUCUCCUAAGUCAAUCAAUCACUUUUGCUGCAGAAAAAAAAGUAGUUGGAGUAGGAGAGAGAAAAAAAUCUUUCUUUCUUUCAUCGAAUUCUCAUUUGCUCUGAAUGUCUAGAUUUUUUAUACAGUCAGUGUUUGUAAGCAGUGGUAUUUUUGGACAUGAUAAAAAAAAUAUAUAUAUAUUUUUUUUUUAUGUCUAUACAUGUUACCUAACAUUGCAUGCAUUUGAGCAGGAUUAAACUGAAGUGGCACUGUAAUGAAAUAAAGAUAUAAAAACAAA